GCGCGAUCGGGCGAUGGCGGUGGCCGGCGCGUCGUGCCCCGGGUGUCCUUGCCCGGGGAGGAGCGGCCGCCUCAGUUCGCAGCGCGGCGGGAGGGAAGCAGGAGGGGGCUCGCUCUCGGCCGGGCGCAGUCAGUAAUGCAGAAUCAGUGUAGAAAUGUCAGCAAAAGAAAAAAAAAAACAUGUAAUUGGCAUCGGUGAAGUAUUCAUGGAGGCUGUAAGGAGCCAUGAAGAUUUGCUAACUGUAGAAAAACAGUCCUGAAAAUGUUGUCCAGACUCUUUCGAAUGCAUGGCCUUUUUGUGGCCUCUCAUCCAUGGGAAGUCAUUGUGGGAACAGUGACUCUUACCAUCUGUAUGAUGUCGAUGAAGAUGUUCACUGGGAAUGAUAAGAUCUGUGGCUGGAAUUAUGAGUGCCCAAAACUUGAGGAAGAUGUUCUGAGCAGUGACAUCAUAAUCCUGACAAUCACACGCUGCAUAGCAAUCCUUUAUAUAUAUUUCCAGUUUCAGAACCUAAGGCAACUUGGGUCAAAAUACAUUUUAGGUAUUGCUGGUCUCUUCACAAUCUUCUCAAGUUUUGUUUUUAGCACAGUGGUUAUUCACUUCUUGGAUAAAGAAUUGACAGGUUUAAAUGAAGCUUUACCGUUCUUCCUUCUUUUGAUUGAUCUUUCAAGAGCAAGUGCACUAGCCAAAUUUGCACUGAGUUCCAAUUCACAGGAUGAAGUGAGAGAAAAUAUUUCACGUGGAAUGGCAAUUUUAGGUCCUACAUUUACACUGGAUGCACUUGUAGAAUGUCUUGUGAUUGGCGUUGGUACUAUGUCAGGAGUGCGACAACUUGAAAUUAUGUGCUGCUUUGGCUGUAUGUCUGUUCUUGCCAACUACUUUGUCUUCAUGACCUUCUUUCCAGCUUGUGUGUCCUUGGUAUUAGAGCUUUCUCGAGAGAGUCGUGAAGGACGUCCUAUAUGGCAGCUGAGUCAUUUUGCUCGUGUUCUGGAAGAAGAAGAAAAUAAACCAAACCCUGUAACACAGAGGGUCAAAAUGAUUAUGUCACUGGGUUUGGUUCUUGUUCAUGCACACAGUCGCUGGAUAGCGGAACCAGCUUCUCAAAAUGGUACUGUAGAAAAUGCAGUGGGAUUGGAUGAGAAUGCACCAAAGAGAAUUGAACCUAAUGUUUCACUAUGGCAGUUCUACCUUUCUCGAAUGGCCAGUAUGGAUAUUGAACAAGUAGUCACUCUUGGCUUAGCCCUUCUCCUUGCUGUGAAAUACAUUUUCUUUGAACAAGCAGAGACCGAAUCCACACUUUCAUUGAAGAAUCCCAUUACAUCUCCUGUGAUGGUGCAGAAAAAGGUCCCUGAGAAUUGUUGCAGGAAACAACUUCCGAAAAACAAUCAGAAAUCUAACACAGUGGAAGAAGCUUUUGUUGCUAAAGAUGGAAAUGCUGAAGUCAUAAAACCCGUGUUAGCAGAGUCAUCAACCAAAGCUACAUUUGUAGUUGGCAGCUGUAACCCUAUGGAGACUUCAUCAGUUCUUAACAAAAAAGAGGAAGAAAUUGAGUUACCUAAAGAACCACGUUCUGUUGAGGAAUGUGUUCGUAUACUUGGAAAUACAGAGAAGGGAGCCAAAUUCCUUACUGAUGCUGAAGUUAUCAGCUUAGUUAAUGCAAAGCAUAUUCCUGCAUACAAACUGGAAACUCUGAUGGAAACUCAGGAGCGAGGAGUGUCCAUUCGCAGACAAAUGUUAUCUCAGAAACUCCCUGAACCCUCAUCUUUGCAGUAUCUUCCUUAUAGGAAUUAUAAUUAUUCUUUGGUUUUAGGAGCUUGCUGUGAAAAUGUGAUUGGAUAUAUGCCUAUUCCUGUAGGCGUAGCAGGACCACUAUACCUGGAUAACAAAGAGUUUCAGGUUCCAAUGGCAACAACUGAAGGAUGUCUUGUGGCAAGCACAAAUAGAGGAUGUAGGGCAAUAUGUCUUGGUGGAGGAGCAAGGAGCCGCAUUCUAGCAGAUGGGAUGACUCGAGGACCUGUUGUAAGGCUGCCCACUGCUUGUCGGGCUGCAGAAGUGAAAGCUUGGCUUGAAAGCCCUGAAGGCUUUAAAAUAGUGAAAGAAGCUUUUGACAGCACAAGUAGGUUUGCCCGCCUACAAAAACUUCUUGUCAGCUUGGCUGGUCGGAACCUUUAUAUUCGUUUUCAGUCCAAAACAGGGGAUGCAAUGGGAAUGAAUAUGAUUUCAAAAGGUACUGAAAAAGCACUGGCAAGGCUGAAUGAAGAGUUUCCUGAUCUCCAGGUUAUAGCUAUCAGCGGUAACUACUGUACAGACAAAAAGCCUGCUGCUAUAAAUUGGAUAGAAGGAAGAGGGAAGUCUGUUGUCUGCGAAGCAGUCAUUCCAGCCAAGGUUGUUAAAGAAGUACUGAAGACAACGACGGAAGAUAUAGUUGAAGUGAAUAUAAACAAAAAUCUGGUGGGUUCUGCUAUGGCUGGUAGCAUAGGUGGCUACAAUGCGCACGCAGCAAACAUUGUUACAGCUAUCUACAUUGCUUGUGGUCAGGAUGCUGCGCAGAAUGUGGGCAGCUCUAACUGCAUCACUUUGAUGGAGCGUACUGGUUCCACCAGUGAAGACCUGUAUAUCAGCUGCACAAUGCCAUCUAUAGAAAUAGGGACUGUUGGAGGAGGCACCAACUUGUUACCACAACAGGCCUGUUUGCAGAUGUUAGGGGUUCAAGGUGCAAGCCAAGACAACCCUGGUGAAAAUGCCCGCCAGCUUGCUAAAAUCGUGUGUGCUACAGUGAUGGCUGGGGAGUUAUCGCUAAUGGCAGCUCUUGCAGCUGGGCAUCUAGUCAAAAGCCACAUGAUCCACAACAGGUCAAAAAUAAAUCUACAAGAUCUUCAAGGAACCUGCACUAAGAAGGCAGCUUGAAUACUAGAAGAGCUUUGAAAUGAAGCAACUGACUUAGGAGUAAAGGGGAAAAAAUAAUAUAAUCUGUGAAGCUUACAAUGAAAAAUCACCUUCAAGUCACUGAUUUCUGUGGACAAUAAACUGAGGGAUAAUGGACUUCUGUGAGACUACUUAUGCCUUUUGUGUUCUCCAGUGAUUAGAAACGACUUCAUGAUAGAAUUGUUGUCAGCUGUCUUAAAUAUAGUUUUGGAAUUCUUAACUGUUAAGCAUCAUUUUCUGAAGGGUCAGUCACUCGUUUUUACAGGUUUGGAUAAUUUUGACAUGUUAACUGGUAAUUACGAUGGUGAAAUAUGAUACAUACUUUGUACAGUUGUUUUUUGUUUUUUUUUUUUUUUUUUCUGGGGGGGUGUUGAUUGAUUGUUUUUGUUUGUCUAACCUUGGCUUUAAUGCAUUGGUCCUUUUAAAGUGAUGGCAAACCUAAUUGUUUUCCAUGAAUUCCCAGUUUUAAUUUUGUUAAAAUGUUAGAGUUGUUAGGUCUUAUUCUCUGAGACAAUUUUUAUCAAAUCACAUUAGCCCUAUAGAAACCUCUGUCUACUUAUAGUACUUAAUUUUUUGCAGCUAAGCAACAUUCAGUGUUUAUCUUCACAAUUUAGAUUAUUACUUUAAGAAGAACUUGUGACCUACAAAGUGCUGAACUGUUAAAUUAUAGUAUGUACUAAAGUAGGAAAAAACAGUGUCUUAGCUGUUCUGUUAUUUAGUUCAGGUAAAAAAAAGAAUGAUUUUAAAACUGAUUUCUUGUCAGAGAGCUUAAUAAUUUAAGCAAAUGCGGUUUCCUGUGCUUUUUGGAAAGGAAUGCAUUCAAACAACAAGAAUCAGUAACAUGUUUACAUUUCUUUUAAAAGAAGUCUCUCAAGGUACAGUGUGUUUGCAUAUUACUAAUAUUUUUUUGUUCUUAGUGUUUGACUCUUAUUCCCCAGGAAUAGGUGUGUAUCCACUGCUUACACUGAGAUGAAUGAAGUCAGAAAAUCACACUGUUCUUUAAUAUUAAAGGGUUGGGUUUUUUUUAAUGUUUUAAUUCCUUUUAAACUUUUUUUGGGGGAGUAUUUAUUUUAAGAUUUUUUUUAAUGAAAAGUACUAAUUAAGGGAAUUCAGUGAAAUGACAUGUUAAUGCAACAGAUUUUGUAUUAAAAUUCUGUACUUGGACCAGUGAAGCAGUCUCAGGUGUUCUUAAUGUAAUACAGAAAACACAGGUGUAUUCUAGUUUGAUUCGCCUUCUGGAAGAUUGCUAGGGUUAUCAACGUGUCUAGCUGGUCAUGGGAAGAAAAUUUUUAAUGACCUUUUUUGGGGGGGGGAAGGGUGGAGCAUGAGUGGCAGAUCAGUGGAUUGGCCUAGAUGGGUUUCUUACAGGAGUGUGGUGGCACUUUCAAAGGGGUGACUCGCAGAGGUGCUCUUCAAAUAUAAAUCAUUAUGGGUUGUUUUGUAGUACAUCAACAAAUUAAUAUUGUAAUGAGCUCAUAAAGCUCCUGUGCAAGCAUGAAUACAUACUACAUGCUAGAUAUGCUAUGAUAGAAUGUAAAUACCAUGAAUGUGCAUCUUCCUGCAGUAUUGUUGUUAAUAGCUACCAUUUUAUUUAAGGAAGAACUUUGUUUCUAUGUUCAUUCAGUGAGCUUAUUUAAAGUAACACUGUACUGGCAAUAAAUGGUGGCUCAGUGUUCAUUUUGGUGGAUUUAACUGACAUUCUGUCUUGCAGAAUUAACAUUUGUAUUAUUACUAAAUUGUGUACAUUUUGGUACAAAACUACUUUUUCAGUUUCAGUAAAACAAUCCAAAACUUA
Messenger RNA from Numida meleagris (helmeted guineafowl), 4717 nucleotides. RefSeq names its product 3-hydroxy-3-methylglutaryl-CoA reductase (gene HMGCR). Bases 262 to 2904 code for a protein of 880 amino acids. The transcript is spliced from 21 exons. NCBI's taxonomy places the organism in Eukaryota, Metazoa, Chordata, Aves, Galliformes, Numididae. Gene Ontology annotation, biological process: isoprenoid biosynthetic process; coenzyme A metabolic process; sterol biosynthetic process. Gene Ontology annotation, cellular component: endoplasmic reticulum membrane; peroxisomal membrane. Gene Ontology annotation, molecular function: hydroxymethylglutaryl-CoA reductase (NADPH) activity; NADP binding; protein binding. The record is from RefSeq and is a predicted model, not a curated record.